Molecule: messenger RNA, 2027 nt
Organism: Scophthalmus maximus (turbot)
Lineage: Eukaryota; Metazoa; Chordata; Actinopteri; Pleuronectiformes; Scophthalmidae
Gene: bbox1
Product: butyrobetaine (gamma), 2-oxoglutarate dioxygenase (gamma-butyrobetaine hydroxylase) 1
Exons: 8
Coding region: 208-1557 (449 amino acids)
Biological process (GO): carnitine biosynthetic process
Cellular component (GO): mitochondrion
Molecular function (GO): gamma-butyrobetaine dioxygenase activity; iron ion binding
Source: RefSeq, a predicted model, not a curated record
CACAUACACACACACACACACACACACCACACCCACACACACCACACACACACACACACACACACACACACACACACACACACAGACAGUGACAGACGGCAGCCGCGUUGACGGACGCGUCGCUCGCUCGUUGAAAAGAGGAACCGUCGUCAGAGUACCACCAGAUUUGGUGGCACUUUCUGUUGCCCGGAGGAAACCGUUCACAAAAUGUGGAUGAGCACGUUGGCACGCGUCGCCCGGCCCGCCCUGCAGAGGAGCACCUCGGCUGUGGCCUGCCAGGCGGGGAGGGCUUGCCGCAGACCGGGCCACGCUGCGGGUCCGCUGCCCUCUCGUCCCACUUUGACGCACGUUCGCGGGCAGCAGACGCUGGUCUCGGCCUCUCCGCCCGAGGCCCGUCAGACGGUGAGGCACGCCCGGGCUCUGGAGGAGGAGCGGCUGGUGGAGGUGGAGUGGGAUGACGGAGGGCACAGUCUGUACCCGUUGACCUGGCUGAGGGACAACUGCCAGUGUCCGCUGUGCACCCUCCAGUCGGCCCAGGCCCGGCAGCUGUUGAUAACCGAUCUCGAUAUCCACUCGGGAAUCCACUCUGUUGAGGUCAUCAAUGACAACAAGGUGUCCGUUGUGUGGCCCGACCAGCACACCAGUGUGUUUGACGCGGAGUGGCUGAAGAAACGCUGCUUCUCUUCUGCUGCCAGACAAUCGCUGCAGGAAGAGCUCUUCCUCAAUGAACGUCACCACUGGGAUUCCGAGCUGCGCAUCCCCACCGGUGACUUCCAGGAGGUCCUCCGCGACGACGAGGCGGCGCUCGCCUGGCUCUCGGCCCUGCGCCGCGUCGGCAUCGUCUGCCUGAAGGGGGCGCCGACGGAGCGGGGCCAAGUGGCCCGGCUCGCCGAGAGGAUCGGCUACCUCAGGCUCACAUUCUACGGGCACACGUGGCAGGUCCAGGACAAGCACAUGGCAAACAACUUGGCCUACACGUCCAAAAAGCUCAGCCUCCACACGGACUACCCCGCGCUGCACUUCUCCCCCGGAGUGCAGUUCGUGCACUGCAUCAGCCAGGCCGUGGAGGGAGGGGAGAGCGAGAUGGUGGACGGCUUCCACAUGGCGGAGCUGCUGCAGAGAGAAGACCCCGAGGCCCACCGCACGCUCACCUCCACCCUUGUGGACUUCACGGACACGGGGAGGGACUACUGCGACUUCCUGCUGCAGUCCAAGAAAUACAUCAUCGAAGUGGAUCGCGAGGGGCGGGUCCAGAGGAUCAACAUCAACCACGCCACCAGAGACUCGGUGCUCGACCUCCCGGUGCGUCAGGUGCAGCCCUUCUACAGAGCCAUGAGGGCGUUCGCCGACAUCAUGAACCGACCGGAGAACCUGCUCGACUACAGGAUGGAGCCGGGCGACAUGUUGACCUUCGACAACUGGCGUCUGCUGCACGGACGGAAGAGCUACGUCACCGGGCCGGACAGCUCGCGGCACCUGGAGGGCGCCUACCUGGACUGGGACGAGGUCAUGUCGCGCCUGCGGAUCCUCCGCAAGUCCGUCAACAAGCGCGCAUGAGCUUCCCCGGGGGGGCAAAGCGGAGCCGCGAUCGAAACACGGCAGCACUUCCACUUUAACACAGAGAAUCUUUAGCAGCGUCUGCCGACUACGACGCGAGGAGCAGAGUUAAACUUGGCACGGUGACGGGGCGGAGUGCAAAGAGCCAAAUCUGAAGUCGUCAUACAUGGAAACACUGUAAAUGUACACUGAGAAAUCAUGUUCUCAAAGAUAAUGUGACAUUCCCGAAAAAUCUCUCCCAAUUCAAACACAGGAUUACAUAUUUACAGGCUGCCAUUUUGUCUGAUGUCGAAUAUCAAGGUGAUCACUGCGUAGUUUGUGUUAAUCUGUCAAAUGUGCAUUUCUUUAAAGGGCCCAUAUUAUGCUCCAGGCACCUUUCCAGCCUGCCUCCAUGUAUAUUUGGUUAUCUGGGGUGUCUGCCAGCCCACGGAGGAUGAAAAGAAAACGAUGAGUCGUUGAUUCGUGGUUUG